AUGGCAGUAUCUGAUAAAAAGCUUGAGCUUCAGUUAAUGGCGGCUAGGACUCGGCUGUUUCAGCCUCCUUCAUCAGUUGAUAAGCUCAUUUCUCUCCUCGACAAAGUUGAGAGUUACCUUUUAAUGGUGGAACAAUCACCAAGCCAAGCGAUGCACGACGCAGUAUGUCCACCUCUCAAAACCUUGGUGGAUGAGAAACUUUUGGGACUUCCCGAUAACGAUGUCAAAGUCGCAGUCGUGGCUUGCAUCGCCGAGAUAGCAAGGAUAACCGCACCAGAUGCUCCUUAUGAUGAAGAACAGAUGAGGGAGGUCUUUCGACUGAUUGUGUCGACGUUAGAAAAUUUAUCCGACGAGUCCAGCCGCUCAUUCGAUAAGAGCAUCUCGAUUCUUUAA
Molecule: messenger RNA, 393 nt
Organism: Hibiscus syriacus
Lineage: Eukaryota; Viridiplantae; Streptophyta; Magnoliopsida; Malvales; Malvaceae
Product: sister chromatid cohesion protein PDS5 homolog A-like
Exons: 3
Coding region: 1-393 (130 amino acids)
Biological process (GO): mitotic sister chromatid cohesion; DNA repair
Cellular component (GO): nucleus; chromatin
Source: RefSeq, a predicted model, not a curated record